Messenger RNA from Zingiber officinale, 1549 nucleotides. Its product is annotated as probable aspartic proteinase GIP2. Bases 28 to 1323 code for a protein of 431 amino acids. NCBI's taxonomy places the organism in Eukaryota, Viridiplantae, Streptophyta, Magnoliopsida, Zingiberales, Zingiberaceae. Gene Ontology annotation, molecular function: aspartic-type endopeptidase activity. The record is from RefSeq and is a predicted model, not a curated record. Gene Ontology annotation, biological process: proteolysis. The transcript has a single exon.
ACAACAUUUUACUCUUUCCAGAUAUCUAUGGCUUCAUCGGCAGCUUGGCUCUUCUUCCUCUGUUCUCUUCUCCUUUUCUCGCUUUCAUCUUUCUCCAGUGCGGCCACUUCGCGACCUCAUGCCCUCCUCCUCCCGGUCACCAAAGACGCCGCCACCCUCGAAUACCUGACUCGCGUCCGCCAGCGUACCCCCUCUGUCGACGUCACCCUCGUCGUCGACCUCGGUGGCCGCUUUCUCUGGGUAGACUGCGACUCCGGAUUUGUCUCCUCCACUCGCCGUCACAUCCCCUGCGACUCCCCUCAGUGCGCCAUAUCCAACUCCGGCAUGUGCGGCGACAACGUCUGCGGCCUCCUCCCCGGUAACCCUUUCAUCGAGACUAGCACCGGCGGAUCCCUCGAAUCCGACGUCCUCUCCGUUCUUUCCACCGACGGGUAUACCUCCGGCCCCCUCGUCACCGCCUCCAGCUUCCUCUUCACCUGCGCUCCCACAUUCCUGCUUAGGGGACUUGCGAAGGGCGCUAAGGGCAUGGCCGGCCUCGGCCGGAACAAGGUCGGCGUGCCUUCUCUGCUCUCCUCUGCCUUCCACCUCCCCCGGAAGUUCGCUAUCUGCCUCCCUUCGUACGCUGGGACGGGCGCCAUCUUCUUCGGAGAUGGACCCUACAAAUUCUUAGGCACCUACAACCCCGAUGUAGCGCAGUAUCUAGCCUACACGCCGCUCUUCGUCAAUCCGGUGAGCACCGCCGGCGCCUCCUUCGGAAAUGAGAAGUCGGCUGAGUACUUCAUUGGCGUCAGGGCGAUCCGCGUCGGCGAGAAGGCCGUGCCGGUGGACGCGAAGCUGCUCGCCAUCGGCAAGGACGGUGUGGGCGGGACAAAGAUCAGCACGGUGACGCCCUACACGACCCUGCAUACGUCGAUCUACAAGGCGGUGGUGGGAGCCUUCGCGUCGGCGCUGGCGGGGGUUCCGCAGGUGCCGCCGUUGGCGCCGUUCGGGCUCUGCUUCGAGGCAGCGAAGCUGGGGAGCACUAGGGUGGGCCCGGCGGUUCCCGCGGUGAACCUGGUACUGCAGGGCGAGGGAGUGAACUGGACGAUGUGGGGGGCGAACACGAUGGUGGCGGCGGGCGCCGGCGGGAAGGCGCUGUGCCUGGGAUUCGUGGACGGCGGAACGAAGCCAACGACGUCGAUCGUCAUUGGGGGGUAUCAAUUAGAGGACAACCUGCUGCAAUUCGAUCUGCGGAGAUCGAGGUUGGGUUUCAGCUCCUCGCUCUUGUUCUAUCAGACCACUUGCUCCAACUUCAACUUCACCUCCACCUCCAGGCUGCUCUGAGUCUCUGACUUCCACAAAUUGGCACUUAAUAUUCUCCGUAAAAUAAAUGAGGUUAAUUAGGAGUGCUUUCGAUCGUAACUAAGGUUGGUAGUGUCGGAGAUUUGAAGUUAUAUGUAGUGAAUGGUUUUGUGUUGAUGUUUAUUUGAAGGCUUUGAGAUGAAUCACGAAUUCAAAUCAAUGUCAAGCUUAAUUUUAGUCGCAAACAAGCAAAACUACAUUUCUCAAA